Lineus longissimus is the source of this 13756-nucleotide messenger RNA. Its product is annotated as lysosomal-trafficking regulator-like. The transcript has 52 exons. Lineage: Eukaryota; Metazoa; Nemertea; Pilidiophora; Heteronemertea; Lineidae. Gene Ontology annotation, molecular function: protein binding. The record is from RefSeq and is a predicted model, not a curated record. Bases 139 to 11895 code for a protein of 3918 amino acids.
UUGACAAAAAUUGGGGUCAUGCCGAAUUUUAUUCGGUAAAUAAAUCUGAUUUACACCCAUCUCAGUGCCGUUUAUACGUAUCUUACAGCUAUCAGAUGAUGGUCCAAAUAGUAGUGUAGUGCCAGUCUUUAAGUGAUUAUGGCAGCAUUACCAAAGAUGCCGGGAGAAAAGCUCAAAUGUUGCUGGGAAGCUUUUGUGCACACAGGCAGGGAGCAAAAUGAACAGAGAUCGCAGUACUUGAACUGUUUCCUAAAAAUCUACCUUGAAGAACGAGCAAAAAUGGAAGAAGAUGAUGACCUCAAGUUCAGUGAUAUGAAGAGUGCGAGUAACCUGUUGUCCCGCGAGUUUCUCUCUGAUGUUCAUCUCUGCUGCAGCCGGAGUGUGGAUGAUGAUGACACAUCUGGCCUGACCUCGUAUCUCCUCAGAAACCGCGGAUGGAUGAUACUGAAAGUGCUGAGUUAUACUGGAGUAGAGAGUUUGACAUGCAACCGAGAACUUGGAGAGUUGUUAGUAUCAUUGUUAAGACUGUGUUGCAGAGCCCCUAUGAAAGAAGGUGCCAAAAAAGGGACGUCCGAUGACUUGGCAUCAUAUGACGUCUGCUUUGCAAACCUGCCAUACCGAUCAGAAGGUGGCCAACCUCCCCCAGCUCCCUUGCUUACAAGAAGAAUAUCCAUCCCGUCUGGGACAAGCAAGAUCAGGCGUGGAAGUGUUGCAAGUAGCCGCCUACGUUAUACCAAACGCCGCCAGUCCAUCAUGGACACUCAGACCGAUUCAAGCUCUGAAGACUUUUAUGGCUCAUCGGCAAAGCCUAUGCCAAAGAAUUUAGCCACCAGGAGGCGCUCAACAGAUAUCAAUGUGGUUAAAUCAUUCAAGACGCUGGCCGGAGAAUUAGGCUUCUUCCCACACAUUAUGCAGAAAGAGAAGCUUGCAUUACAGAAGGGGAGGUUUCAAAUCCAGGAGAGCGUUGAGUUUGACGAGAUUGCUGCCUUUGAUUUAUGUGUGUUGAUGGUGGAGUUGAUUAGUUACAUAUGUCAGGGGGAUAUCGAGUCACACUUGUUGACGAAAAGUCUCCCCUCAUCGCUCUUACCUAGCUUGCUCGAGAUCUUACGCAGUUUACACGAUAAAGAGGAGGAUAUUUUCAACCUCGCUGCAGGAUGGUCUGUUGGUGAUAUGAUUCUCCUCGAGCAGCACCUUAUUCGUCUAAUCGUUGCAGUGUGUCUCAUGGUCUGCCAAUCACAGAACGGAUUCCAGUCAUUUUUCUCAUAUGAUGCUAUCCCGAUGCUAUUAGAGGUCGGUCGGAUAUGCAUGGAGAGUUUGAAUACAGAAACUGGCAGUGCUGAAAAACAAGUAACCCCACCCUACUUAUUCCUCUUAGCUGAUAUUCUAGAGGGGGUGCUACAACUUGUACACAAUCUCCUGAGAAUCCUACAAACAAACCCAUCAUCCUUGAAAAAUGCCAUUCAACUGGUGACGGAAUUUGUCGAAGGCCAUGGGUUUGAACUCAUUCACAGUGUCCUUCGUCUUGUCGACGAUAAAGUAAAGACCAAAACGAACUCUAGUCAAUUCGCAGGACUGUGUGCAUUGUCACGAUCGCUUAUUGGUGCUGUCGAAAAGGUUGUGGUGUCCUUGAAGCAAAUCAAGGUUGAAUACAUUCACGCCAUGAAGUGUUUGAAACGAAAACACUUCCAUUGUGAGUUCCAGAAGUAUCUUCACCACCAUCAUAACAUUCUUGGAUUACCGUUGAAAACGUACGAUUCAUUUUUCACGAGUAGUGACAGUUACGGUAGCUUAGAUGGUUUCAUGACAUCGAAUACAUCGACUGAUUCAGAUUUCUCAGGACAGCAAAUGUGUGUAGUGGCAACCUGGAGCCAUUUCUUGUUUAAAGUUUUCCCGACGUUAGAAUCGAAAUUCUUGUGCCAGGAAAUCCUGCAGUGUGUAGAAACUGCAGGAAUGUGCUGUUGCGUCCUCCCUGAGGUGAUCCUGAAGUCCUUCCUUGAGAAGUUUGAGACAAGAAGUAGCGUUGUGAGGCGCCAUGUUCUCAAAGUGACAGUCUGGGCUUUGCUUCAUCAGUGUGGGGGUCUCGCAAAUACCGAUUCCUUCACUGAACCGUGUGAUAUCUGCAGUGAGGAGGAAGAGGAUCCAGAUAACACUGUUUCCUCUAAAACGUUAACAUCCCUCACUCCAUCCUCAUCAAAGGAAAUUAAAGUGCUGUCAAAAGAGAGGUUACCGGGGUCAAACAUUGAUACAGACAGUGCCCUCUCUAGCGAUGCUAGUGAAGGGGAGCUUACCAAGCAAAAGUGGCAUUGUUUACAUCUGUUUUACCCACUCAUAAACAGUAAGAACUCGUCUGUUGGGUCACAGGUGACCAAAUACAUGCUGCGGCUAGUCAGCCAAGGAACUGUAAGGAUGAAGGAGGAAUUGUUCAUCACAAAUUUCCUACCAUCAAUCGCACAGGGUCGUCGGAUGCUACACAAUGUGGACAGCCCGGAAUUCGUGACAAUGCAGAACGUCAUCUUGCAUUGUUUAAGUGCUCUACCGAUUCUACUGCAGUCGCAGUCAGCGCAACAUCUGUUUCACAACCAUGGCUGCCUGCAUCACCUGAUUCAGUUAUUUGAAGUGCCAAGCUUACAAAGUGCUGUGAUGAAAGUGUUCGAGGUGCUAAUUGUUCUUGAUGAUGGCAAACUCCUCAAUCGAAUUCGAAAACUGUCGUCUGCUGGCUCAUAUGAAAAAGUCACGGAUCAAGUGUUUCAGUCCAAAAGCUGGUAUGACUUGGGACAAAAGGAUAAUGCUGUUACAGAGGCAGAAUCAGAUAGCUACAUUUCUAAAUCACAGAAAAAGCGGGCUUUGAGUAUGUGUAGUGCCACAACUGAGGUCUUCUUGGACGUCCUACUGGACAUUACCAUAACGAACUGGCCCCUUCCAAAUUACAUGUUCUUGCACCGCAGCUCUUCAAAUGAAUCUUCUAACAGCUUGCCGGUUAGUCCUAGGAUUCCAUUACACAAGUUAAAAGAGCUCAACGAAGCUACUUUGGGAAGCUUCGAGAGUGCAAGCACUCUCCGGGCAGAGUCUCCACCAGCCGCUGCAACCAGUCCUUUGGACAAGUUAUCCUUCAUGGUCUCUCUGUGGAGCUCUUGUGAGAAACUGUUCACCCAUAGUCCAACGUUCCAAGAUAAGUUCAUACAACAUGACGGUGCUAGUUUGGCGUACCAAUAUUUAGUUGAAGUUAUCCAGGUGCUUGCAGAAACUGCUGAUUCUUCCGAUGUCCCCCAUGCUGCUCCAGACAACCCUGAGCAAACUGACUCUGCCUUUACCAGUGGAGUUGAUUCCACUUCAUCGGAUGCCGAUUCUAGUGUCAGCACCAGUUCCAGUCAGACCACCAAGAAAGAGGGCGCCUCUGCCCAGAAGUUGAGGAAGCAGGACCUGCAGUCAAUCCAUGAGGGGGAGGUCUUACAACAGGAGAUGUUUCGACUGAGGUUGACAGUCAUGGAGUCUCUUUUGCUCAUCUGCUUAGGAUGCUGUCGCCAGAAUGUCACUUUUGGUGAACAGAAAUUUGCUCCCAGCCAGCUGAUAAUCAAUGUGAAGGCACUGCUUCAGAACUAUGCACCGAAGGACGUGGCUGGGUUCAAGUCUGUUUGUAUGCACCUGCUCAACUGUGCCACCCCAAGAGGAAACAUUGAAGACAUGCUGAAGACCAACAGUUACGCUUUAAUGCAUCUGAGAGAUGAUGGUGUUGAGGAGAGUGACGGCAGCAACUCUGAGAGCGAUGGUGGAUUCUCAUCUCAUGUGGAUACAGCUUACCAAGCUGAUGACGAGUCAGCUGACUCAGACUCCAGCCAAGACAAAUGGAAGCAUUCUCGAAGCCAUCAUAUCGGCCACAGCAAGGAGCUGGAGACUCUGCUCAUCUACCCCCAGAUGUGUAUCCUGGUUCUCGAGCUCCUCAUACCAGUCCAAAAAGAUACAACCUAUAACCAAGUUGUCAUCAGUUUGCUUCAAAAGAUACUCGGUAUGGCUAAGGAGAAUAAGCAGAACUGUGGUGCCCUCUAUGGUCAGGGCCUAGUGAAAGUGCUGCUCUUAGGCUUCCAUGAUGUUAUAUCUUCCAAAGCAUUUGAAGGUGAUGAAAAGCAACAACUUCUGCUUGAGAUGUUCUCGAUGUUGGCCCAGCAGACGUUCUCUGCCAAAGGACUCAAGUCAUUCCUGCAACUCUUUCUUCAGGAGAACCCUGCUGUGGAUUCUUUGCUCAACACCUUUGUAAACCUGACAGAAAGUCUUGCACCACAACCAACAUACAUCCUGUGUUUCCCAGUCACAACGGGCAGCAACCGGAAGAUCUCAUCAACCUCCGAUGGCCCCUCAUCUGUAUCAUCUAGCCCGGCUGGUGGAUCAUACUACGUCAUAUCACACUCGGAGGCAUAUGAAGUUGACGACAGCGGGAUGCGCCGGAUCAAGGCGGAGCUACCGACGUCUGGAAAUGGCAAAAAAUCAGCAUGGACAAGUUCUGCGUUACAGAUGCCUAUUGGUGAUCAGUUGGCGUGGCCACCAAUCAAGACAGGCUUCAGUUUCUCCUUGUGGCUGCGGUUACAAAGUGGCAACCAGACCGACUGGCGUUUGAGGCGAGUCAGGAAGAGUGGAAGAUCGCUUGUGAUGAAGGAAGAAAGCAGUGAUAGUUCUGGCUCUCAGUAUUCCACUGAUUUCCUAACUAUCUGGUACACUGUUCUAACCUCCUCUAAAUCUGAUGGAGGUGACAAGUUCCAACCAGACGGGUCAGACCGCCAGGUGCUCAGGAACAGUUCUGAGAAGCACAUGACGGAGAACUGCCUACAUAUACUCUCGCUUGGAUCCAAGGAACUUCUCUUUGAAUUCUGGGCUGAUCCUAGCAAUGGGAACAUCAUCAUAAGGGUGACAAGUUCUUGCUUGGAUUCUGAGAUCGUGCACGAGUCCUCCACAACCCCCUUCCUCCGCAUGGGACAGUGGGAGCACCUCUGUGUCAGCUAUCAUGAAAUGAUGGAAGACAAUACAAUCUUUGGAACAGUGAACCUAACCCUAAAUGGCUAUCAACAGCGCACUGUCAUCCUGGAAUACCCCACCAUGGUGAUUUCCCCCACCAGCCUGUCCGUCCUGAUGGGUCACCGCCUGCCGAAGUCAGAGGUCGUCAUGCAAAACUCACCCGGUUGGCAGCUUGGAAACGUCAUGAUAUUCAAAGGAUGUUCUCUGACCAAAGAGGCUGUCUUCCACAUCUACACCCUGGGACCAGACUGCACCAGCAUCGGCCUGUGUGACAGCGCUGUCCAGAGUCCGGUCUACAAGUACUUCAUAACAAAGGAGCUACUCCAGACAGACCUGGUCUAUGAGAUGCUGACUGGGAGCCAGAGUGUCAACCUACAGAACCUUAGGGAGAGCCUUGUCCUGACCUACACGCCCAGCUACCAUGGCACAUUCAACCUGUACAAAGAUAUAGAAUCGAAGCCGCUCCUGAGAGAAGCAGCAAGGAUACAGGUCACACAGAUCCUAAAAGUCUCCAGGCCUCCAACAACUAAUCUGCUGCUCCAUCAACAGCCUGAGGUCAUGAGUGUUGGAACGACGGCAAACAUCAUUCCUCAGAUGCAUAAGGGGUUAAAUGGUGCUAUUGAUGAGAUAGGAGGCAUUGGUGUCUUCCUCUUCUUAUAUGCUCGGAUUGUCGAGAAGUUUGAGGAUGAAGGUUACCAAGCCAAAGCUUUGAAAGUACUGUUCAGUCUCAUUCAGUAUAACCAGAACUAUGCCAAGGAGUUCCAGGACAUCAAUGGGUAUGCCUUGCUCAAGAAAGUCCUGUCAACCUCAAGAUGUCGUUUCGGAUUCCAGACAUUACAGGUGCUGCUUGAUGCAUGUAUCAGCGGACCGACCCUCACCUACAGCGAGACCACCGACAGCUAUGACAUGAUAUCCGAAAGUGAUGCUGUGAUACAGGACACCCAGAUUAUCAUCCACGUCUUCCUCGCUUGGAAGAUCUGGGAAAAUGUUGACACCGCCAUCUGGCAGCAGGGGCUGGAAGUACUCGAGAUGCUCAUCCAUGAGGACCACCCCAAUCAAAGCUUUAAUCUGCGACAGAUGCAAUCAAUCAAUCUGAUUGACAGAUUACUCCUGAUUUGUCAAGAGAGAAUACAAGAGGCAUACCCAUCACUUCCUAUACCGAUCUGUGACUGCAUCGUACACCUCAUCCAGAGCAUGCUUGACUCUCCACCAGAGAUGAACCACCUUGUAACGCUGUGCGACUUCCUUCUCCUGGUGCAUCCUGCUGCCAGCACUUAUGUCAUCCAUACAACAGAUACGUUUUAUUUCAAUACGAAAUGGGCGGAGACAGCCACUGACAAGUACAUACAGAAAGUUCACGACUUCACGUCCUCCCUUCCGGUGACUAGUACACCUAUGAAGCGCAAGGACAAGUUCCUGAAGCACAGGAGUGUGCUCACAAUCCCUGAAGAAAACAAGAGUCGCAGUGCUCCAACUAGCCCGAACUUGAUGAAAAAGCGGAACAGAACAUUCCCGAUGUUUGGGAAGAUGACGGGCGAUGCUGUAUCAUCAGAUGAUGCCAAGAAACGAUCAACAGCACUCCCGGAAACCAACAUUACAAAGCUUCCCCAUGAACAGCGCACUUCAGACCCCUAUCUUGUGUUGUCUAGUACAGAUUCAGAUCCUGCUCUACGACUGAAGGAGGACCAUUUCAGGUUGAGCUCAUCGGAGGAUGGCCAGACCGCAAGUUCAGAAAGUGUUCCAAACAUUUCAGUGGUAAGUCCGCAACAGCCGGUACGGAAGUCAGCAAGUGAGGAUGUGACGUUGUUUGAUGCCUUGGACUCAUAUACGGAUAAGUCUGUCAAAAACGUGAAGGAGAUACCAGUGUUUGGGAACAGUGACGAAGAUGGAAGUCUCAGCACAGUUUCACAGGGCAGUGUAUCACACACGAGUUCAAGCACAUCACUGGCAGACGGACCGAGAUCUGGGCUUGCGAUGAAAACAAAACAACGCAUCUUACAAAAUGACGAAUAUCCACAGAUGUCUCCACUUAAAUGGCAUGAGUCACAUUUUGGUUCAUUAAAAAAAGAUGACAUCUCAACCCCUACUGAUGGUAUUCCAGUGCCGAAUACUGUUGUUAAUAAGGCGGAGAUUUCAUGGAAAGAUUCCCCUGUUAGCCCGACUAAGUCUGAUGACUGGGAAAUGUAUGUUGAUCCAACGACCAUGAAGAGUGUACGUGUGAGUCUGCAGACGUCGCAGCCAAUAGAAGACAAUGUGGAGGAGAUGGAGAGGGGAUUGGUCCAGGUCAGCACUGGUUUGUUGAAUUUGCUUCGAGAUGUUGUGAUCAACCUGCCAGAUGCGAUGCAGAAACAAGUUCUAGGCAACAUCAUCAAACCAGAAGUGCUCAUCGUCCUUGCUCAUCAUGGCUCAAGUGAAAUUAGGGCGGCAGUUGUCAGGCUGCUUGAUGCCAUCUUCCACUGCUCGACAAACAGCAUCACGUCUGGGUUCCUAAACAUAAACGGGUUCCACCUCCUAGCCAGUCAGUUACAUCAGCAUUUAGCCUCUCGUCCUCUCACGGAGGCGUGUCUAUUAAUUCUGUUCGGCCAACAACAUGGAUUGGAAGAAGAUAUUGACCCCAGUCUGGUUGGGAAGAUGUCCCAACUACAGCAGAAGGCAGUGGUUCUGCUGCUGUCUCUGCUGCCCAAGACAGUCCAUGAUGACAUGCUGGCUCAUAAUACGCUCUGCAUAAUUGCUCAGAUGUUUGAGUCCAUCCCAUCGCUCGCCCCUGUGAUGUUGGAAAAUGGCCUGCUCGAGGCUCUCUGCAAUGCCAUUGUAGCCAUUGAUUUACUGGACAAGGGUACCUCCAUCCCCACCAAUUCAGACGACCCACAACAGAUCGUUUUUGGUGACUUGGAACAUAUUUUCUCUAUGAUAGCUAUCAGAGAGUUCAGCUUGAACGGCGUGAGUUACUACCAGAUGUUUGAGGACAUCAUGGUCAUGCUGGGCACCCUGGAGAGGACAGAGAGGGAGAAUUAUGGUGAGCACUCUGUGCCCGUGCUUCGCAUCCGCUGUAUCCAGUGUCAGAUCCUGCAGGCUGUCAUCGACACGAUAUGCGAGAAGGCAGAGAAACCAGCAGAUAACUACUUGACUCAAAGGAGGAGCACUUAUGCACCACCCACACGAGCAUCUCUGCCCCCGGAACGUUCUUUCAGGGAACUCCUGAAGUUCCCCAAACUGCCCCACAUCAGAAAACUCACCACCUUUGAGGACUUUAGCGAGGAGGAGGGCUCCAGUGGAUCAUUUGAGGAGAUGGAGUUUGGUUCACUGCUGGCCAUUCCUGUACGGAAUCGUUCAUUGUCUUUAGACCCAGCACGCCGACGAUCGUCAAUCUUGGAUUUGAGUCUUUUGGCAAGCCUCCAACAGAGGGCGUUAAAGAAGAAAGAAGGGAAGAUAGGUUCAAGCGAGUUGUUGGAUCGGACAAAGAAGGUGGUGGCGCUAGCAGUCGACUUAAUCUUAUAUGCUGAUCAUGCCGGGGCCCCGGUGAACCUCCGCACGCCUCAUCUUGGUAUGAAGACAGAGUACGAUGAAUCUUUGAUGUAUCAUUACCAGUUUGCAAAGUUCUUCCUGGAGUUCCUGAUGAGAGCUAUACUUGAUGGAAUGGAGAAGAAGAAACAAAAGACAUAUUGGAAGAGCUUGACGUGGCAGAGUAAGGACGUGCUCCGUGUCCAAUUCGGCCGUCUCUUUGUCUACAUGAUGUCCCUCGACUCACCGAUCGAGCAGCGGGUGUUUGCUUUGAGUCUUUUGGUUCAGGAGCCCAAAGCCAAGGAGAUGGUCAAGAUGUGUUUCACAACUCAUAUCUCACAUGGUCAGAAACUUGCUGUAUACACCCAUGACCUGGUAGUGAACCGUCAACGUGAGUUAGACCAGCAGCAGAUCCAGUAUGGUGCUCAGUUAGUGACAGUCCUGGAGCAGUGCGGAUUCAGGGCUAUCUCGCUGGAUGAGCAGUUACAUUACGAUCAGCGAACGAAUAUUGAGGAAGAUCUUGAUAUGUGGAUGAUAGAUGAGCAUAAGGGAAAGUUGGCCUGGUCCAAGAAAAGGGCUACUGCUGAACAAAGGAUAUUCCACAAGCAGGACGCCCUUGCCAGUCGGAUCUCCGCCAGUGCAAUGGAAGUGACACAGUCUGUCGUCAACACGCAAAACAUGGAACGGAAGAAGUUCAUUGAGCAUGUCAAGAUGGCGAUGGCGAAUGGUCUACAGGUGAAGAAAUCAUGGCAACAUCUCAUUCAGCAGUUGACGCAUGAAAGAGCUGUGUGGUUCUUCCCUGAGCUGUACCCACAAUCUUGGCAGCUUGACCCAACUGAAGGUCCGUUCAGAGAAAGGAAACGUCUGCAGCGAUGUCACCUAGGUAUCGACCCGAAGUUCUUCUUGAAGAAACAUCGCAAGAAGUUGGAAGCUCAGAACCACCCGCCACCCCUCUCGUACGUCUUCGAUGAUGAUCAGCAGACGUCAGACUCAGCUGCACUCAUCUACCGUCUGCAUACAAAUGAAAGAAUACAACACACGUGCCGAUGUACAAGCGUUACCACAUCCAGUGAGACAUCUGGUGAGAUGCUGGUUGGUGAAAACUGUGUUUACUUCGUAGCUGAUGAGGCAAUACACGAUGCCAACUACACACAGGUGCUCCUCGGUAAUAAAGAUUUGCUGUCGAUGAACUGGCCACAUGCUGACAUCAAGGAGAUCAUCAAAAGACGCUACCAGCUCCGGGAUAUUGCACUGGAAAUAUUCUUGACUAAUGGAAAGACAAGCCUGCUGGCAUUCGACACAACCAAGGAACGUGAUCAAGUGUACUCUCUGUUCGACGCAAUGAACCUCCCUAAUCUCAUCAAGAUGGAGAACCUGACAGCGAUUCGCCAGCUUUGGGUGGACGGGCGAAUGACCAACUUUGAGUACUUGAUCCACUUGAACAAGCUGUCGGGCCGGACGUUCAAUGACCUCAUGCAGUACCCUGUCUUCCCAUUCAUCAUAUCGGACUACGGUGAUGAACGUCUCGAUCUAGAGAAGCCAGAGUCAUACAGAAACCUUUCCAAGCCUAUUGCUGUCCAGUACAAGAAGAAAGAGGAAAGAUUCAUUCAGAACUAUAUGUGGCUGAAACAAGAGUAUGAAAAAGCUAAGGUGUCUGGUGGAGAGGAAUUUGACUUCAAGACAGAACCAUUCCACUACGGCUCCCAUUACUCAAACAGUGGCACUGUGCUACAUUUCCUUGUCCGGCUGCCUCCAUUCACAAAGAUGUUCCUCAUUUUUCAAGACCGUAGCUUUGAUGUGCCUGAUCGUACGUUUCAUUCCAUGGAUACAACUUGGAAGCUAUCGAGUUCACAAUCGACGACAGACGUGAAAGAGCUCAUUCCAGAGUUCUUCAGCCUUCCCAACUUUUUCAUCAACGCAGAAGGGUAUGCUUUUGGUCAUCGGCAAACUGGUGAGCAGGUUGAUGAUGUCACACUUCCCAAGUGGUGUCAGUGUGAUGCAAGGCUGUUCACCCUAGUCAACAGACAGGCCCUCGAAUCUGCGCAUGUCACACAGAAUCUUCAUAACUGGAUAGAUUUGGUGUUUGGCUAUAAGCAGACUGGGAAGGCUGCAGUGGAGGCAGUCAAUGUAUUCCAUCCUUCAACUUACUUUGGUGUGAACGUCGAUGCCAUCCAAGAUCCCUUGAAGCGCAAGGCCAUGGAGACGAUGAUUAAGACGUACGGCCAGACGCCGAAGCAGUUGUUUGAUUCACCACAUUCGCCAUAUCAGUUCGGGGACAAUGGUGGCGCCAUGGGCCUUCUAUCGCAGCUGCUUCUUCAGCCAGAGUCCAAACAAGGCUUGCCUGAUGACACGAUUGGUAGCAGAGGACAAGGAAGGCUCUCACCAUUGCCAACAGUGAAGGGUCUCAAGUGGGGAAACUACGUUGGUUCACCAGACCUGCAAGAUCCUGUUCCAACGUGGCAGCAGUCCCAUGGCAAUGCCGUCAUGUCUCUUGUAGCCCUGCCGACUGGUGAUCAGUUUGGUCUCGGUCCCUGUAGCUGCCUGUUGGUCAUGUACAGCAAGGAGAGAGGUGUGACGACUAUGAACACAGUGAACUGCACAUGGGUGGGUAAAGUGACAUGGGGAUACCCUGAUGGGAUCUUGAGAAUCAAGAACAAGCCCAAUUCCCCAAUGGUCAACUUCAUACACAAGCACGGUGCUGAACAGGUGACAUGUUGUGCAUCCGUACCUGACUGCCACCUGCUGUUUGUUGGGGGAAACUCUGGCGUCAUCAGCGUCUACAAUACAGAAUACAGGGGGGCAAAGCAAUGCGAGAUUGGUGUGAAAGGCAGUCGCCAGUGUCUCUACGGCCAUUCUGGAUCUGUGACGGCACUGGUUGUGAGUAAACCAUUCAGUAUCCUAGUCAGCACUGGAGAGGACGGAACCUGCAUCAUCUGGGAUCUGAACAGGCUGAGCUAUGUGCGGUCAAUCACUGACCACAAGACUCCGAUCAGACAAGUGUGCAUCAGUGACACUCUUGGUGAUAUAGCGUCUGUUAGCCAUAAAGGUAUUGGAAGCUGUCUGAUGAUCCACACAGUGAACGGCCAUCACAUCGCCACCAAGCAGACGGAUGAAUUAAUCAACUGCUUGACGUACUCCACGUCUCCUGAAGGUCGCUCGGUCAAUGUCGUUGCUACUGGUCUCAGCAAUGGUAUUGUUAGGCUUUGGAGUAGCUGGGACCUGAUGCCUGUGAAGGAUAUCGCGGUGGACUCCAUCCCAAAGCCUGUCUGCAGUUUGACCUACUCUCAUGAUGGACAGAAGCUCUUUGUAGGCCUGGUGGAUGGAAAAGUUGUACAGUUCGAGACACCGUCGCCCAACAAGACUAAAGUCAACUUCAUCCCUGUCUUGUGAUAGGUGGAGGUUUGAUAUGUGAUACUUAGGCCUGUUUCCACCACAAGGUGGGCACUGGAAACAGUGCUAAUUUCACGGGCGUUAGAUUCAUCCCGAUUUAAGAUAUUGGCUCAGUAGUUGUAACUGAACUCAAAUGACUGUGAAAACAGAGAAACCUGUGUUAUGUGGAAAAUUGUUCAUGCACGAGUAACGUUGUCUAUUUCUCAUAUUAUAUAUUACUGCGGAUUUGUGGGGUGAAUAAGUUAUGGAUGUCUUUCAGAUAUAUCUUGUGUCAUAAAUUGGGGUGACCUUAAGUCGCAAUAAAUUUGCGAUAAAAACAAACGAUUCAAGUGGUGGUCAAAUUUGCUCCAUUUUCACCCCAAUUUACAACAUUGCAUUUGUCCAUUUGUCAGUUUAAACUGUUAUAAUCAAAAAUGUAUCAGGCAAGUUCAACUUUCUAAUGUUUUGUAGACUGAACAAGUUGAUUUUGUUAAUGAAAGCUGUGACAAAAGUCUUUUCAUAUUAAAAUCAUAUAGUCCAUUCAUCCUGUUUCUACUUAAUGAUUGUGAAAAUGACAUAAUAUUAAAACAGGUGCUUUUUAUUAUUGUUGUGAGGUGCAGGCUUUGUUGAGUCAUGGUAUUACCAGACGUUUGGGAUAUAAUGUAGAAUGUUUGAUUUCAAAGAGCUUUAAACUGUUAUCUCUGUAUCAUUUUGGUAUUCAGCUUUAACUCUUUAAAGAUAUUUCUGCAUCCUUCGCUGUAAUUUGUUGUCUUCAAGUUAGUUUUUGGUGAAGUGUGAACUGCCAUAUACUUUGUAGCUGCUAUAGUCCUCACAAACUCUAAUGUCUAGAAGUCCUUUGCCACCAGUGUAUUGUAUUGUACAUGGUACUUAUGUGAGGGGGCCACCACAUGUGAGUUAGUGAAAAAACAGUGGAAAAGUGAACAUGUUGUAUGGUUAGUGGCUUGCCUAAAACCUUCCCAGCUUUGUGCAGGGUGAAAGAAAGAUUUAAUGUCCCUUUCACCCCUCUGUGUCAUCUGACAAAUGUACUGUAGCCUGUUGUAUAAAUGGUUUAUUGACUCUGAUAAAUGAAAACAUGGCUUCUACUGCAACCACAUUCAACAACUCUCAUAUAUGUAACUUUUCAUACAUUCAUUGAAUUUGUAAAUAUUGCAUGAAUAUUUUAGCUGUACAAUGUUUAUUCUCUCAUGGGACAAAUCUGAGCAAAUCUAACUGCACGGUGAUCAAACUAUUUUUUAUCUAAUUUUUGUAAAUACAAUGUGAUAAAGGUUGGUACAAAGCAGGAAUUAAACUGUUCCUUUGAUAUUGGUGCAGUAGAAUCUCUCUUAGUGGAUGCCUCUCUCUAGUGGAACCUCUCUUAGUGGACACCUCUCUAUUAAGGACACCAUCUCAAUAAAGGACACUGCAUUUGGUCUCAAAUUGGUAAUUUCCGUUGAAUUGGACCUCUGUAAUUGAGGCAUGUCUCAACCAAGGACAGCAUUUGUCAGUACCAGGGGGUGACCUUGAUAGAGAGGUUUACUCACUCCUGGAACUUGACAUUUCUAUAUGUCAGCUGUGCCAGAUAGAGAGGUUCUAUAUAGGGAUAACCUUGAGCAUUUCCAAGAGAAGGAAUAGCUUAGUUUGUUUUUGACUGUUCAAAAUACUUCCAGUUCCAAUAUUUCCUGAACAGAAAAUACUGUGACUAACUGCUCAAAGUUUAUGUCUUUGUUAUAUUCAAGUUAAAUAGUUUUUAGACUUGCUCCAGCCUGGGACAGGUAAAUACAUUCUUGUUACCGGUAAUUCUUGUUGAUGUCUGUGAAAGAACUGGUGCACUUGUGCCAAUAUUACCACAAAGAAAUAAUAUCAAAUAAAAUAUUAACCUAUG